Messenger RNA from Labrus bergylta (ballan wrasse), 4124 nucleotides. RefSeq names its product kinesin family member 3B (gene kif3b). The record is from RefSeq and is a predicted model, not a curated record. NCBI's taxonomy places the organism in Eukaryota, Metazoa, Chordata, Actinopteri, Labriformes, Labridae. Gene Ontology annotation, biological process: mitotic spindle organization; spindle elongation; microtubule-based movement. Gene Ontology annotation, cellular component: microtubule associated complex. Gene Ontology annotation, molecular function: microtubule binding; ATP binding; microtubule motor activity.
AUCUGGCAACCCGGUGAGCCGGACGCUGGUGGGGAUGAGCAGCAGCGGCUAACGGCUGACCUGGAGUUUGUGUCCGGUCGGUCUCGGUUCUGAUGUGGCCCUCGGCCCCGCUCAUCUGGUCCUGAAGCUGCACCUGGAGGACGGUCAGAGCUGAGCCGAGUGGGCCGGCCUCUGCUCUGCAACAUGUCCAAGAGUAAGAGCUCCGAGACGGUGAAGGUGGUGGUCCGCUGCCGCCCAAUGAAUGAAAAAGAGCGGGCGGCUAAGUUUGAGAGGAUGGUCUCUGUGGAUGUCAAACUGGGCCAGAUUCUGGUGAGAAACCCCCGAGAGGCAUCGGCCAGCGAGCUCCCCAAAGUGUUCACCUUUGAUUCUGUGUAUGACUGGAACUCCAAGCAGAUCGAGCUGUACGACGAGACCUUCAGGCCGCUGGUGGAAUCGGUCCUGUUCGGGUUCAAUGGGACCAUCUUUGCAUACGGGCAGACAGGUACAGGGAAGACUUACACCAUGGAGGGGGUGAGGAACGACCCCGAGAGGAGGGGGGUCAUCCCUAACUCCUUUGAACACAUCUUCACUCACAUCUCACGCUCUCAAAAUCAGCAGUACCUGGUCAGAGCGUCGUACCUGGAGAUCUAUCAGGAGGAGAUCAAAGACCUCCUCUCUAAGGACCAAUCACGUCGUCUGGAGCUCAGGGAACGGCCUGACACCGGCGUCUACGUCAAAGACCUCUCAUCGUUUGUCACAAAGAGCGUGAGGGAGAUCGAACACGUCAUGAACGUGGGCAACCAGAACCGAUCAGUGGGCGCCACCAACAUGAACGAGCACAGCUCCCGCUCACACGCCAUCUUCGUCAUAACAGUGGAGUGCAGCGAGCUGGGCGUGGACGGCGAGAACCACAUCAGGGUGGGCAAACUGAACCUGGUGGAUUUAGCGGGGAGUGAGCGGCAGACUAAGACGGGAGCGGCGGGAGAGAGGCUGAAAGAGGCCACAAAGAUCAACCUGUCUCUGUCCGCUUUAGGAAACGUCAUCUCAGCGCUGGUGGACGGACGCAGCAGCCACAUCCCCUACAGAGACUCCAAACUCACACGUCUGCUGCAGGACUCUCUGGGGGGAAACGCCCGCACCGUCAUGGUGGCCAACAUCGGCCCCGCCUCUUACAAUGUGGAGGAAACCUUAACGACGCUGCGGUACUCCAACAGAGCCAAGAACAUCAAGAAUAAACCUCGAAUCAACGAGGACCCGAAAGACGCUCUGCUCAGGGAGUUCCAGGAGGAGAUUGCCCGGCUGAAGGAUCAGCUGCAGAAACGAUCUGGGAAGAAGAAGAGGAGGAGGAGGAGGAGGGGGGGUGCCGGGGAGGGCAGCGAUGGAGAGGAUCUGGAAGACGGAGAGACAGAGGACGAUGAAGAAGACGGGGAGGAUAAAGGAGACUACUGGAGGGAGCAGCAGGAGAAGCUAGAGAGAGAGAGGAGGGCCAUCAUGGAGGACCACAGUCUGGUGGCCGAGGAGAAGGUUCGACUUCUGAAAGAGAAAGAGAAGAAGAUGGAAGAUGUGCAGAAAGAGAAGGAGGCCGGAGAGAUGCUCACUGCCAAAGUGAAGGCGAUGGAGAGUAAGCUGCUGGUCGGAGGGAAGAACAUCGUGGAUCACACAAAUGAGCAGCAGAGGAUGCUGGAGCAGAAGAGGCAUGAGAUCGCUGAACAGAAACGUCGAGAGCGUGAGAUGCAGCAGCAGGUGGAGAGUCGUGAUGAGGAGACUCUGGAGCUGAAGGAGACGUACAGCUCUCUGCAGCAGGAGGUCGACAUCAAAACCAAGAAGCUGAAAAAGCUGUUUGCGAAGCUUCAGGCAGUGAAGGCAGAGAUCCAGGACAUCCAGGAGCUUCACAUCCAUGACCGUCAGGAGCUGGAACAGACGCAGAACGAGCUGACCAGAGACCUAAAACUCAAACAUCUGAUCAUCGAGAACUUCAUCCCUCUGGAGGAGAAGAAUAAAAUCGUGAACAGAGCGUUCCUUGAUGAUGACGAUGAGUACUGGAAGACGAAGCCCAUCACUCGUAUGGAGGAUGACCAGCAGAUGAUGGGCCGGCCUCUGUCUGCGAUGGGAUUGAGGAGGCCUCUCAGUCAACACGCUCGUGUGGCCAUGAUGAUGAGACCUGACAUGAGAUACAAAGCUGAGAACAUCAUCAUGCUGGACAUGGACCUGCCGGCUCGGACCACUAAGGAGUACCAAGAGCCUGUGAUCGCUCCGAAGGUGGCGGCAGCUUUGGAGGACGCUCUCAGGGACGAGGACGAGAUCCAGGUGGACGCCUCCGGCUUUCACAGCAGCCUGGGACCAACGCCUCCCGCCAGCGCCAGCGGGAGCCUCAAAAAACCAAAGUCUGGUCGACCGCGGACAGGAAAGAAGUCGGGCACCCCCACCUCUCCCUUCAGCCCCUCCAGUCCAGGAUCCCCGAUGUACCCACAAUCCCGCGGCCUGGUGCCCAAGUGACCUCUGACCUCUCCUGUGCACCUGCCACUUUGGGACUCACCUGCGAGAGAACAGCUGGUGCUGUGUCUGAGCUGGACAGAGACUAAUUCAGACUGCUGCUGCCCUGUGUGUAUGUGUGAGUGAGUGAGUGUGUGCACACACUGUUCUCUCUGCAUGAAGCGUCACACAGACUCUGAUGUCUUAUAUAUCCAUACGUUUGUCACAAUGUUCUUAAUGUACAGAGAAAAACAAAAGGUGGGCUGUGACACCCCCCCAUGAUGAACUGCAGGACCACAAUGCACUACUUCUUCCUGUCUUCACAGGUCCAUGUGUGUACUGGGUGUUGUAGUCCUUUAUCUUACUGUAAGUGUGUGUGUGUGUGUGUGUGUGUGUGUGUGUGUGUGUGUGUGUGUGUGUGUGUGUGUGUGUGUGUGUGUGUGUGUGUGUGUGUGUGUGUGUGUGUGUGUGUGGUGUGUGUGUGUGUGUGUGUGUGUGUGUGUGUGUGUGUGUGUGUGUGUGUGUGUGUGUGUGUGUGUGUGUUGCAUCAGAGCUCUGGUGAAUCUUUUGGGUUUUUUUUUUUUUUACAAGAAUAUUUCAACAUUUAAAGAAGCUGAUUAGUUUUGUUGCAGCGUUUGAGGAGGAAGUCUGCUCUCACUUCUUCUCUGCUUUGUUACUAUGACGCUAACGUUGAUUAGCCAAUCAGAGCAGUCUCUGCAGGUUGUCUGACAACCUCGGGAUAACAAGACGUCACUGUAACCGUCAAAUACUUCAAGCAUGAAACUUUCCUCCUAUAUGUAAAAGAGUCUGAUGGAAAAAAACAGGCUAACUGCUAGCCAGUCUUAAUGCUAAGCUAAGCUAAUCACCUGCUUGCUCUGGCUUUAUGUUGAGGGGCGUGUCCCAAGAUGUAAAGGUGUUCCUUUGACUUAGCAUGAUAGGCGACCUCAGACGGCGAGUUCAGCUCUCUGCAGACUCCAGCACGUGUAAAUUCUUCCUGGAGCAGACGAGGUGGAGAGCUCAACACGCCCAGAUAUCAGUGCUAACAGCACCCUGGCUCACUUCAAGGUUCCCGUCCUGAGCGUGCCUCAGAUUCAUCAGGGUUCCACGGUGCCUUAACCUUCGCUCUGCUGCUUUGUUACAGUGUGCACACGUUCAACUUAUCUCAUCAUCUGAGCCAUUGUUAGCUGCUAACAGUCAUGUUAGCAUGCUAACCGUCAUGUCAGGAGCUGUGCUCUACACAGCUGCAGAAUCUGACACCAGGUUAUCGUUCAGUCAGCAGGAGACGUUUAAAUCUGAGCUCGUGUCCCGAGUAACUUAUUACAUUCUUUGAUUUUUACAAACAGAUGUAGAUAAACAUUUUUAUUCUUUCCUUUCAUAGAUUAUCUUUUUAUUUUUGGAGCUUUGUAAUUUAACGCUGAGAUUUUAUUGUUUGUGUGUCUUGUGUAUGAGAAUAUGGUGUUAGAGGACGCUCAGCUGACGUCACAGUCGAGUAUUUACACAUUCACUGUUUCAUUAAAGCUGGAAACAGCUCAGCACCAUGUGUGUUCAUCGCUCAUAUGAAUGUCUUCUUCAGUGUGGCAGUGACAUCACGGGGUCAGAGACUCGUUUGUAAAGCAGCUUCUGUCUUUCUCUCUUUAGUUUCUUUGGAUUAUUAAAGACUAUUAAGUCACAUA